GCCUUAGUCGUGAACUUGCAGAAUAGCUUGUACAUAUUCUCCGGUAAAACAUUACUUUGCAAUAAACGACAACAUAUUUUCCCAUCCUUCAGCAAUUUUCCACCGUUUUCCCUUUCUCGGCAGUCGUCAACCGAAUCGUUGCUAGCUCCCGCUUCGUAUCAAGAUCGCUGAACACCAUUGGAACCCCUACCACCACGGUACCACCCCCGCGAAACCCGUACGUACCCUUACCGUUAUCCAUUCUGGAACCGACAUACCCCCGGUCCCGCAUAUCUCACUGAGGUGACUGACCGACUGACCGACCACGCACUGGGCAGACGCAACCUCUCCUUUUCAACAACAAAUCACCCAUCUUGAAACCGUACCGAACGAAGCACGCAAUAUCCCAUUCUACGUGCUAGAAAGUUCCACACCGAGCUUUCGACAACCAAAAUUUCCCUCGAGAACCACCUCAAAUACCGAUCAAACAUGGACCACGCGCACAUGGAUCACUCAAAGAUGGACCACUCAGCCAUGGACCACGGCGACAUGGGAGGCCACGGAAUGGGAGGCGGCAUGGGCGACCGGUGCAGCAUGAACAUGCUCUUCACCUGGGACACCAAGAACCUCUGCAUCGUCUUCCGCCAAUGGCACGUUCGCUCCACCAGCGGCCUCGUCAUCUCGCUCCUCCUCGUCGUCGCACUCGCCGCUGGCUACGAAGCCCUCCGCGCCGCAUCCCGCCGUUACGAGAACUCCGUGAACAAGCGCGUCGACUCCCUCCCGAGCGUCGCUGGAACCGUUACUGAGACAACCCCCUUCCUAUGGACAGGACGCGAACAGGCAGAGGCCAGCAGGAGCGCACACCUCGUCAAGGCCGCCCUCUACGCCGCCCAGAACUUUUACGCCUUUAUGCUCAUGCUCGUUUUCAUGACAUACAACGGCUGGGUCAUGGUCGCCGUCGCCAUCGGUGCGUUCGUGGGAUACGCCGCAUUCGGCAGCUCAACCUCCUCGACCAAGGACAACGCAUGCCAUUGAUAGGCUCCCUUGAUUCGCACAAGGUCCUAGGUGGCCUCAACAACCAUAGACAUGCUCUGCAUUUUCCCUUGCGCAAUAGCUUCAUUUUCUUGGACAUGAAUGGUGGAAGGGGCGUAUCUUACCACACGGGCGUUGGUCGAUUUCAAUUGGUUUUUGAAAGCAUUAGCUUCCGACUCCCCACAGGCCGAAGACAGGCGGCGGCGGUUGAGUCUGGCAAGAGAAGAGGAUUCCCGAGCAAGUAACUCGAAAUAAACAAUAUGCGAAAGCAAAUA
Colletotrichum acutatum is the source of this 1286-nucleotide messenger RNA. Its product is annotated as CTR2 long splice variant. Bases 469 to 1014 code for a protein of 181 amino acids. The transcript is spliced from 4 exons. Gene Ontology annotation, molecular function: copper ion transmembrane transporter activity. Gene Ontology annotation, biological process: copper ion transmembrane transport. Gene Ontology annotation, cellular component: plasma membrane. The record is from RefSeq and is a predicted model, not a curated record. Lineage: Eukaryota; Fungi; Ascomycota; Sordariomycetes; Glomerellales; Glomerellaceae.